Molecule: messenger RNA, 1225 nt
Organism: Euleptes europaea (tarantolino)
Lineage: Eukaryota; Metazoa; Chordata; Lepidosauria; Squamata; Sphaerodactylidae
Gene: SLC35E1
Product: solute carrier family 35 member E1
Exons: 6
Cellular component (GO): Golgi apparatus
Molecular function (GO): antiporter activity
Source: RefSeq, a predicted model, not a curated record
UCCUCCUCGCCGCCGCCGCCCCCCCCGGCCGCGCCCUCCCCCCCGGCGGGGCCGCGCGGCCCCCUGCCGCUGCGCGUGCCGGCGCUGUGCCUGGCGUGGUACGCGCUGAGCGCGGGCGGGAACGUGGUGAACAAGGUGCUGCUGGGCGCGUUCCCGCGGCCCGUGACCGUGUCGCUGUGCCACGUCCUGGGGCUGGUGGCGCUGCUGCCCCCCCUGCUGCGCGCCUGGCGCGUCCCCCCCGCCGGCCCCGCCCAGCUGCCCCCCCGCGCCUACCCGCGCCUCAUCCUCCCCCUCGCCUUCGGCAAGUACCUCGCCUCCGUCAGCGCCCACGUCUCCCUCUGGCGCGUGCCCGUCUCCUACGCCCACACCGUGAAGGCAACCAUGCCUAUCUGGGUGGUUCUGCUGUCAAGAAUCAUAAUGAAGGAAAAACAGACCACAAAGGUGUAUUUAUCGCUCAUCCCCAUCAUCGGUGGAGUCCUGCUGGCGACGAUCACGGAGCUGUCAUUUGACACGUGGGGGCUCGUGAGCGCCCUUGCUGCAACGCUCUGCUUCUCUCUUCAGAACAUUUUCUCUAAAAAGGUACUGAGAGACUCUCGAAUACACCACCUCCGGCUGCUGAACAUCCUUGGGUGCCACGCUGUGUUCUUCAUGAUCCCAACGUGGGUCCUUGUGGAUCUUUCCUCCUUCCUCGUAGAGAAUGACUUGAGUUCGAUGGCGCACUGGCCCUGGACUGUCCUCCUCCUGGCCAUCAGCGGCUUCUGCAACUUUGCCCAGAAUGUCAUCGCCUUCAGCAUCCUGAACCUCAUCAGCCCGCUGAGCUACUCAGUUGCCAACGCCACCAAGAGGAUCAUGGUCAUCACGGUCUCCUUGAUCAUGCUGCGCAACCCGGUGACCACCACCAACGUGCUGGGCAUGAUGACGGCCAUCCUGGGGGUCUUCCUGUACAACAAGACAAAGUAUGAUGCAAACCAGGAAGCAAAGAAGCACUUCCUUCCGAUGACAACCGGGGACCUUGUGAACCUGGAGCGGCACCGGAGCAUCCCCGACAAGGCUCAGAACGGACUCACGUCAUUCAUGCAACGUGGGGACUUCCAGUACGGCAGGAGCAACGUUCUGACUGAUCACUUUCAGUAUAGCCGGCAAAACCAUGCGACUGUUUACAACUCCAACCGGUAUGAUAUAUAGUGUUUUUGGCAAACUGGCACAGACCGUUGGCCCAAGGUUC